Molecule: messenger RNA, 1656 nt
Organism: Papilio machaon (common yellow swallowtail)
Lineage: Eukaryota; Metazoa; Arthropoda; Insecta; Lepidoptera; Papilionidae
Gene: TrpRS-m
Product: tryptophan--tRNA ligase, mitochondrial
Exons: 6
Coding region: 202-1392 (396 amino acids)
Biological process (GO): mitochondrial tryptophanyl-tRNA aminoacylation
Cellular component (GO): mitochondrion; mitochondrial matrix
Molecular function (GO): tryptophan-tRNA ligase activity; ATP binding
Source: RefSeq, a predicted model, not a curated record
CUGUCAAUGUCAUUCUGUUUCUUUUCCGGUCAUCUGGUUUUUAGCUUUUAGCAGAUUUUAGUUUUCAAAAACUAUUGAUUUAGUUUAAGUAAUAAUUCAGUGGACCACAAGUUUCAAUGGAAAAGAAAAAUGUUAACAUUCAAAUACAAACACUUAUGACAUAUUAAAUGAAUUUAACCUUUUUACUGUAUAUUACACAAAAUGGUACUUUUAACGAUAUUAUGUUCAAAACUCUCCCCCACAAAAAUGUUUUCAAUAAGAAGCUAUGCCUUGUCUACGUCAAAUAUAAAAUGUAUUUAUAGGAGUACAAAUAGAUCUUUUUCUAAUAAGUGUAAGUCAGAGACGGAGGCCGAUGCAGCGUGGCCGCGGCGCGUGGUGACCGGGCUGCAGCCCACGGGCGAGUUGCAUUUGGGUAACUAUUUCGGUGCAUUGCGGCGCUGCGUGCAACUACAGGAGCAAGGCGAAGACGUCAUGGUGUUCAUCGCCGACUUGCACUCGUUUACAGGACGCCAGGAGGCGGGCGAGCGGCAGUCGCGCACGCUGCAGGCGGCCGCGGCGGUGCUGGCGGCGGGCCUGCAGCCGGAGCGCGCUGUGCUGUUCGUGCAGUCGGCGGUGGCGCGGCACGCCGAGCUGUGCUGGCUGCUCGCCUGCCUGGCGACGCACGCGCGCCUCGCGCACCUGCCCCAGUACAAGGAGAAGGCCGCCACCAUGAAGGAGGUUCCCGUUGGUCUCCUGCUGUACCCCGUGCUGCAGGCGGCAGACAUCUUGGUGUACCGCGGCACACACGUGCCGGUGGGCGCGGACCAGGCGCAGCACCUGCAAGUGGCGGCGCAGCUCGUGCGCACCUUCCACCACCGCUACGGCCGAGCCUUCCCCACGCCGCGCGCGUUGCUGCCCGAUGAUGGCAGCGACAGAAUCAGAAGCCUGCGCGAUCCAUCGAAGAAGAUGUCCAAGUCUGAUCCCGACCCCAAGAGUCGGAUCUUGCUGACCGACUCCGACGACGUCAUCCGGCUCAAGAUAAGGAAGGCCGUCACCGACUGCAACCCACAGGUGACCUUCGACCCCGAGGGGCGCGCGGGCGUGUCCAACCUGGUGCGGCUGCACUGCCUGGCGCGCGGGCUGGUGCCGGAGGAGGCGCUGUGCGAGGCGGAGGGGCUGACGAGCGCGCAGUACAAGGAGGUGGUGGCGCGCGCGCUGUGCGAGUGCGUGGCGCCGGUGCGCGCGCGGCUGUGCGAGCUGACCGCGCGCCCGCACCUGCUGCACGAGGUGCUGCGCCACGGGGCCGCGCGCGCCCGCCGCCGCGCUGACGAGGUGUACGAGCGCGUGGCCGAGCUCACCGGCCUGGCCCCCCGCCUCGCCCCCCACCUGCACGCCAGACUGUCUCACACGUAGACACAGAUAUAGCAUGUCAUUAACUAGUUAAGGAUACUAAGUAUUAGGUCUUUUUAAUUAUUUCCUGUGAUGUUUAUUGUAUUAGGUUGUUUCGUGUGUAAAUAGAUAAUAAACAAAUAAAAGCACGAAUCCUUGUUUUUAGUAGAGACGCGGCGCUCUCCGACAUUCGGUUCUAUUUGUUUGUGUCUGACGAUCGAUUUGUAUCUUUUCUUUCAUUUCCAUCGUAGUCGGCAACUGUUCCCUUUCUUUUAGAUCCUUAUUUAC